Pieris rapae (cabbage white) is the source of this 1499-nucleotide messenger RNA. Its product is annotated as prostaglandin reductase 1. Gene Ontology annotation, molecular function: 2-alkenal reductase [NAD(P)H] activity; 15-oxoprostaglandin 13-reductase [NAD(P)+] activity. The record is from RefSeq and is a predicted model, not a curated record. Gene Ontology annotation, cellular component: cytoplasm. Gene Ontology annotation, biological process: prostaglandin metabolic process. The coding region runs from base 326 to 1399 and encodes 357 amino acids. The transcript has 7 exons. Lineage: Eukaryota; Metazoa; Arthropoda; Insecta; Lepidoptera; Pieridae.
CAUUAUGUUAAAAAAAAACGCUCUCGUGGAGAGCCAAUACUUGAGGAUUUCCACUUGUCAUUAACUGCAACGUAUGGAUUAAAAAAAAACUUCAAUUUAUUAGGAAUUUAUUGUAGGAAUUAUGGACUCAAUCACCAAUUACAUAAUAUAAACGAGUUUUGCCUACUAACUAAAAAAGCUUUAAUGUAACAUUUUCAACGUUGUGCCACAAACGUGCUGAUUAGAUCUACAUAACCUUGAAGAUAAUUCUUUAUAUAAAUUCAACAUUACAAAAUACACAGGGCGACCUUCGUACUGAUAUUACGUUUUCUUAGCUAAAAAUAAAAUGACUAAAGUAUUUCAAUUAAUUCAUAUUCCAAAACGUCUUUAUUCUGGAUCGGCUAAAGGCAAAGUAAUAGCAAAAAAAUAUGUUUUAACCAAAUACUUUCAAGGUGAGCCGAAGGAUAGUGAUUUUAAAGUUGUUGAAGAGGAACUCCCGGAUCUUAAAAAUGGAGAAAUAUUGGCACAAGCGGAAUACCUGAGCGUCGACCCAUAUAUGCGAGCCUACAUGAUAGGUUACAAACUGCCGACGGACAUGAUUGGGAGCCAAGUGGCUAAGGUAAUAGAGAGUCGUAAUGAUAAAUACCCAGUCGGUAGCUACGUGACAGAUUCAUUUGGGUGGCGGACUCAUACUAUUUGCAAUCCUGAUACUGUACGACCGCAGGAAGUUCUGCCUUUAACAAAGAUUCCAAAUGUCGAGCCUCAUCCUGUGUCUUUAGCCCUCGGAGUUUUGGGAAUGCCUGGAAACACUGCUUACUUCGGCUUGAAAGAGAUCUGCCAACCGAAAUCGGGGGAGACAGUUGCGAUAACUGGUGCGGCGGGUGCUGUGGGAUCCCAUGUUGGUCAAAUAGCUAAGAUUUUAGGUUGUAAAGUGAUUGGUUUCGCGGGCUCUGACGCAAAAUGCGACUAUUUGGUCAAAGAGCUUGGUUUUGAUCAUGCUUUUAAUUACAAGACAGCUGAUAUCAAGGCGGCACUCAGGCAGGCAGCCCCUAACCGAGUAGAUUGUUAUUUUGAUAACGUCGGAGGUGAAAUAAGUCACACAAUCAUGACACAUAUGAAUAAGUAUGGCAGAGUUGCUGUGUGUGGUUCAAUAUCAUCGUACAACGACUUCAAACCGCCAAAAGUGACCAUAAUGCAGCCGGCCAUAGUGUUUAAAGAGUUAAAAGUGGAAGGAUUUUUAGUAAACCGAUGGACGCAUAGAUGGGAGGAGGGUAUAGAUAUGAACUUGAAAUGGCUGAAAGAAGGCAAAAUUAAAUAUAAAGAAGAGGUUUACCACGGUUUUGAGAAUAUGGUGACAGCCUUAAAUGGUAUUCUUAGAGGAGAAAAUACAGGAAAAGCCGUGGUUAAAGUCAAUUCAUAAUUACAAUGAAUUAUACAUUACUGUAAGUCAAAGUCCAUUUGUAAUAAAUUAUUGUGUUAGGUAUCAUUUUUCUAUUUUCGUAAUAAAUAAAUCAACAGUU